GUCUGUUGUCAAAUAACAUACUGCCGGGACUGCAUCACCCAAUGGCUAUCAACCCAUGAUAAUUGUCCAGGUCUCUUACACGCGCUCACUAUCAAUCAAUUGGUGACACCGCCGAUGAUUGUCAUCAACCUGUGGAGGAAUAUGCAGAUUAAGUGCCCUUUUUAUGAUGACGGUUGCGGUCAAGUCAUACGAUUAGGCGAUUUCUACGCUCAUUUGGACACUUGUCUGUUGAAUCCGGUGUGCGAUGUCUGUGGCGAUAGGGUAGGCGUCGAUCACAAUUGUACCGAUAAUUUAAGGCACAGGGUACAAUUUCUUGGCCAACGGCUAAUAAACUUGGAAAAUGAGCUCAACCUAAUCAAGCAAAAUACGAUACCAAAGCUAACGAAUACGGAAGGCAUAGUUGCUUUAUCGUAU
Oppiella nova is the source of this 414-nucleotide messenger RNA. The record is from the annotation of a GenBank genome assembly. Lineage: Eukaryota; Metazoa; Arthropoda; Arachnida; Sarcoptiformes; Oppiidae.